AUGCAGAGCUCACUGAAACCACAGUCCGCCGCCUGCUCCGGACACAGCGCCGUGAUCCCGCCACACAAAGGCACUUGGGUCCCGUUGUACCGCCAUCUCGGGCCGUGCUCGCCGGCGGCGGCAUCUACCUGCGCGGCGAAGGCGAGGCCACCGCCGUCAUUGGCCGACCUGCUCCGCCAGGACCAGCUCCGCGUCGACCACAUCAACAGGAGGCUGUCGUCGUCGUCCGAAGGCAUCCGCGUGAGCAAGCAGGCCGGUCCCGUCAAGGAACCGGUGCGUUCCGAGGUGAUCCACCUCCACGACCAGCCGGUUAUCCAAGUCACAAUCGGCUCCGAAAGGAAGACCUCCGCCGGCGGCGGCCAGCAAAGCCAGGCGGCGGGAGUUGUCCAGACGGUGGUGCUGGACACGGCCAGCGACGUGCCGUGGGUGCAGUGCCACCUCUCCGCGUCGGCGACGGACAUCACCUCCUCCUCCUCCUACGACCCAGCUAGGUCGGCCACGUACACCGCCUUGGCGUGCAACUCCGCGGCCUGCGCGGAGCUUGGCCGCCUCUACCGCGGAGCCUGCGUCAACAACCACUGCCAGUACCGCGUCCCUAUCCCCAGCUCCCCCUCCUUGUCGUCGUCGUCGGGCACGUACGGCUCCGACCUCCUCGCGCUCGCGGCCGACCCCGCCAACGGCGCCUUAUCCUUCAAGUUCGGGUGCAGCCACGCCGAGGCCAAGCAGGGCGAAGAAGGCAGCUUGGACAACGCAACCGCCGGAGUCAUGGCGCUGGGCGGUGGCCCGGAGUCGCUGGUGUCCCAGACAGCGGCCACAUACGGGAGCGCCUUCUCGUACUGCAUCCCAGCGACGGAGAGCCGCCAGCCGGGGUUCUUCGUGCUCGGCGGCAGCGGUGACCCCUCCGCUGGCGCCGGGUAUGUGGUGACGCCCUUGCUCAGGUACGCGCGGGUGCCCACGUUCUACCGCGUGCGCCUCCUGGCCAUCGCCGUCGACGGGCAGCAGCUCAACGUGACCCCCUCGGUGUUCGCCGCCGGCUCCGUGCUGGACUCCCGGACGGCCAUUACCCGGCUGCCGCCGACGGCGUACCAGACGCUGCGCGAGGCGUUCAGGAGCAGGAUGGCCAUGUACAGGGAGGCGCCUCCGCAGGGGAACCUCGACACCUGCUACGACUUCACCGGCGCCUUCUUAGUCAUGGUGCCAAGGAUCGCGCUGCUGUUCGAUGGGAACGCCGUCGUGGCGCUGGACCGGCAGGGGAUCCUGUUCCACGACUGCCUCGCGUUCACGUCUAACAGCGACGACCGCAUGCCUGGGAUACUUGGCAACGUGCAGCAACAGACGAUGGAGGUGCUCUACAAUGUCGGCGGCGGCUCCGUCGGCUUCCGCCGCGGCGCGUGCUGA
Miscanthus lutarioriparius is the source of this 1398-nucleotide messenger RNA. NCBI's taxonomy places the organism in Eukaryota, Viridiplantae, Streptophyta, Magnoliopsida, Poales, Poaceae. The record is from the annotation of a GenBank genome assembly.